AUGGACAGGCUGCAAAACACCACCAAUGACGCAUCGAGGGCGAGGUACUCCCACAUAGUCAGCUCAGACGAUCAAGAGCGGCGUGGCUAUGCCGAGGAGAAGCAGGGCCUCACGAUGGUGCACGCGCGGCUGUCCGAGGACACGGACUCGACAUUACUGGAGCAGGUCGAUCUGAGCGAGGACGAUGAUGUUGAUGAUGACGAUCUGCGCGAAAGUGGCGACGGCAGCGGCAGGCGGCGGCGGCGGCAGCGCGCGAGGUUCGGCCCGGUGUGGCUGUGGGCUCUGCACGCCGGCCUCUUCCUGAUGUCGUUCAUGUUCUUCAUCCUGGGCGCAACCAUGGGGCCGUCGGUUGGCGCCUUCGUGCAACAGUUCUCCGCGUACUCGCCCGCGCUGAGCGCAGUCGAGUACGAGACUGUGACCUUUAACAACACCAAAGGCGCCAAGACGCCCUACGUGGGCGCAGGCCCGGAGGCCGACAAGGCCUGGGAGCAUGUGACGAUGCACAUGGGCGAUCAGAUGGUCGACGAAACCGACAUGGCGGAGCUCAACAAGCCGCUCGACCGGUUGCGCGUGACGGACGCAAAGUCGGGUGCGAGUGGCUGGCGCAUGGAGCUGGCCGUCGUACACCAGCUGCACUGCCUAAACCUCAUCCGCAAGUUCGUGCACAGGGAUCACUACGAGCCGCUGGAUCACGCCGACCUGGCCGUGCCGGAAGAUAAGUUGACCGGGCAUCUGGAUCAUUGCAUAGAGGCCCUCCGCAUGAAGGUCAUGUGUGAAGCCGACGUCGGCGUCAUCUUGUACCAAGAGCAGCCGGGAGAUGACGGGAAGCUUGAGCCUGAUUAUGAGACGCAGCACGUGUGCAGGAACUGGAACAAGGUCCGGGAAUGGGCCGUCACGCACAAGGUUGCGGAUAAGACAACUUUCUAA
Messenger RNA from Diplodia corticola, 927 nucleotides. RefSeq lists its product as uncharacterized. Gene Ontology annotation, biological process: mycotoxin biosynthetic process. The coding region runs from base 1 to 927 and encodes 308 amino acids. The transcript has 4 exons. The record is from RefSeq and is a predicted model, not a curated record. Lineage: Eukaryota; Fungi; Ascomycota; Dothideomycetes; Botryosphaeriales; Botryosphaeriaceae.